AUGGGGGAGUGGACCAUAUUAGAGCGUCUCUUGGAGGCGGCUGUCCAGCAGCACUCUACUAUGAUCGGAAGGAUCCUGCUGACAGUGGUUGUGAUCUUCAGGAUUCUGAUUGUGGCGAUAGUCGGAGAGACCGUGUACGACGAUGAGCAGUCCAUGUUUGUGUGUAACACCUUACAGCCGGGCUGCAACCAGGCCUGCUACGACAAAGCUUUCCCAAUCUCCCACAUCAGGUACUGGGUGUUCCAGAUCAUCAUGGUGUGCUGCCCCAGCCUCUGCUUCAUCACCUACUCCGUCCACCAGUCCGCCAAGCAGAAGGAGCGGCGUUUCUCUACAGUGUACCUCUCCCUAGACAAGGACCAUGACUCCAUGAAGAGAGACGACAGCAAGAAGAUCAAGAACACCAUUGUGAACGGAGUGUUGCAGAACACAGAAAACUUCAAUAAGGAGGCAGAGCCUGACUGCCUGGAGGUCAAGGACAUCCCUCACUCAUCCAUGCGACCUACAAAGUCAAAAAUGAGGAGGCAGGAAGGGAUCUCCAGGUUCUACAUAAUUCAGGUGGUGUUUAGAAACGCUUUAGAGAUAGGCUUUCUAGUGGGUCAAUACUUCCUGUAUGGAUUCAAUGUCCCGGCAGUGUACGAAUGUGACCGAUACCCUUGCAUAAAAGAUGUAGAGUGUUACGUUUCCAGGCCGACAGAGAAGACGGUGUUUCUGGUCUUCAUGUUUGCAGUCAGUGGCAUCUGUGUGGUGCUGAACUUGGCAGAGCUCAACCACCUUGGAUGGAGGAAGAUCAAAACUGCUGUGAGAGGAGUACAGGCCAGGAGGAAGUCCAUUUACGAGAUCCGUAACAAAGACUUACCCAGGAUGAGUAUGCCCAACUUUGGACGCACUCAGUCCAGUGACUCUGCAUAUGUGUAA
Molecule: messenger RNA, 915 nt
Organism: Scomber scombrus (Atlantic mackerel)
Lineage: Eukaryota; Metazoa; Chordata; Actinopteri; Scombriformes; Scombridae
Product: gap junction delta-2 protein-like
Exons: 2
Coding region: 1-915 (304 amino acids)
Biological process (GO): cell communication
Cellular component (GO): connexin complex
Source: RefSeq, a predicted model, not a curated record